AUGUCAAAUCAUAAUGUAACAGAAUGUCGAAGUUUCAAGGGCAUAUCAACUAAUGAAAGACAUAAAUAUGCCAAAACCAAUAAACUCUACUACAGGUGUUUACUUCAUAAAUCAGGAGAAACUUGUACCAGCAAUAUGAAUUGCAAAAUAUGCAACAUCAGUACUCAUCAUGAGCUCCUGCACUUCGAAAACGUUCAAAAGAAGUCAGCAAUGUCUACAAACGCAGAUUCAACAACGGUAAUUCUAGCCACAGCUCAAGUAAGAGCAAAAGCCGCAAAUGGAGAGCACAUAUUAUUAAGGGCUCUUAUUGAUCAAGGAUCACAAAUAACAUCAAUUUCUGAAGAAGCAGCACAGAUACUAGGUGUACCAAAGAAAAAAGUGAUGACAAAGCUUCAUGGCCUAGGAGGUAUUGUGGUUGGCGAAUCAAAAUUUAAAAUUAAAGUGCAAAUUACACCUCGUUUUCUGAGUCAACACGUCAAAGAAGGGGAUGCCGUAAUUUUAUCAUCUCUUACAACUGCAGAACCAGAUCAAUAUUUUAGAUUCAGUUUUAAAAAAUGGGAAAACUACACUCUUGCUGACCCAUUAUUUAACAAAACUGAUAGAAUUGACAUGGUGAUAGGUAGUGAUAUAUUUAGCAGAAUAAUAGAAAAAUGCAUAAGAAACCACAAUGGCGUUCUUGCACAGGCUACGAAAUUUGGUUGGAUUUUAUCUGGAAUAAUUAAGCAAAAGAAACCAAGCAAAAUUACUUCGGCAGUAACCAACCUUGAAAGAUUUUGGGAGCUAGAGGAAGAACAAGAUGAUAAAACUAAAGUGGAAGACGAAAUAUGUUUAAACAAGUUCGAGGAAACCACUAAGCAAGAUGCAGACGGACAAUUCAUUAUGGAAAUUCCAUUUAAAGACGACAUGGAGCUGGAUGAAUCUCGUAAGCAGGCAAUUGCUCGGCUGUUAUCCACGGAAGCAAAACUCAAAAAAAGUGAAAAACUUUGCAAUGAUUACAAAGAAUUCAUUCACGAGUACCAAAACCUUGGUCAUAUGAUAAAUUACUUGCCACACCAGGCUGUUAUACGCGUUGAAAAAUUAUCUACAAAACUUCGUGUUGUCUUUGAUGCGUCAGCAAAAACUUCAAAUGGAAAGUGCCUAAAUGAUAUCAUGUUGACAGGACCCAAACUUCAAAGGGAUGUAUUUGAUAUCAUUCUCAAGUGGAGACUAUGGAAAGUAGUAAUCACCGCCGAUGUUGUAAAAAUGUUCCAGCAAAUUAAAAUUUCAAAAAAAGAUCAAGUGUAUCAUCGAAUUUUGUGGCGGGAAUAUCCUUCAGAUAAGAUAGAGGAAUACGAGUUGGCGACAGUGACAUAUGGUACCGCUUCAGCACCAUAUUUAGCAGCGCGCACAUUGUUUGAAAUUGCCAACAAGUGUUCAAGUGAAAACAAAUGGUUACAAAAAAUCAUAAAGGAAGAUUUUUAUAUGGAUGAUCUCAUGACUGGUGGAGAUUCGGUUAACCAAUGUAUUAUGAUCCAAAAAGAAAUCAGAAAGCAUCUUCAGUUAUUUGGAUUUCAUUUGAGGAAAUGGCUAUCCAAUUUUAACAAUAUAACCAAAAAUAUCACCAACAUUGGAGAAAAUGAAAUAAUUCAAAUAAAAGAAAAUGAAGCAGUGAAAACACUUGGGCUAUACUGGGACCCAAAGCAAGAUCAGUUCCAGUUCAGAAUUAAUCUGGGAAUGCCAAAGAAAAUGACAAAAAGAAGUAUUUUGUCACAAAUCGCCCAAAUAUUUGAUCCGUUGGGCUGGUUAUCACCAAUCACUGUGGUCGCAAAAUUAUACAUGCAAAAACUUUGGAUUGAAAAGACUGGAUGGGAUGACCAGCUCUCUGACGAUCUACAAAACGAAUGGAAGCUGUUUAUUGACACUGUUAGCACAUUGGAAGAAGUACGUAUUCCACGCUGGAUUGAAACUAAUAUGGUUUGUAAAGUAGAGAUUCGGUGA
This is a messenger RNA of Ceratitis capitata (Mediterranean fruit fly), 1977 nucleotides long. RefSeq lists its product as uncharacterized. The transcript has a single exon. Gene Ontology annotation, biological process: proteolysis. Bases 1 to 1977 code for a protein of 658 amino acids. Gene Ontology annotation, molecular function: aspartic-type endopeptidase activity. The record is from RefSeq and is a predicted model, not a curated record. Lineage: Eukaryota; Metazoa; Arthropoda; Insecta; Diptera; Tephritidae.